Messenger RNA from Vitis vinifera (wine grape), 1516 nucleotides. Its product is annotated as bifunctional riboflavin kinase/FMN phosphatase. The transcript has 10 exons. Gene Ontology annotation, biological process: FMN biosynthetic process; glycerol biosynthetic process; riboflavin biosynthetic process. Lineage: Eukaryota; Viridiplantae; Streptophyta; Magnoliopsida; Vitales; Vitaceae. The coding region runs from base 236 to 1345 and encodes 369 amino acids. Gene Ontology annotation, molecular function: sn-glycerol 3-phosphatase activity; riboflavin kinase activity. The record is from RefSeq and is a predicted model, not a curated record.
UUUUUUUUUCAAAUUUCAUCUUUUUUAUUUAGUUCUCUGGAGUUGUAUUUUAAUUGGUAAGACCAUUGAAAUUAAAAUUUCAUUAAAAACAAAUUACUUAUUCUUCUCCAAGAACAUGAAGGGUGUCCUGAAGCUUCAUCUACAAGGCCGUUGACGCCAGUUCAACUUCCAUCCAUUUGGAAUUGUUCCUUGUGAAAUUCCCUCUUUGUUUUUCAUCUGUUCCUCCCUUUCUGCCAUGAACGGCUGCUGUGAGCCUCGGUGUGCUGUUGCUUCUCGUAUUCAAGCUGUCAUCUUUGAUUUGGAUGGUACCCUUUUGGAUACAGAGAAAUUUACCAAGAGCACUUUGAAGGAAUUUUUGGAGAAUCAUGGGAAGGUUUUAGACAGUGAAAAUGAAGAUAAGAGGUUGGGGAUGGGCCCACAAGAGUCUGCAAUUGAUGUCAUUAAGGAAUAUGACCUUCCAUUGACACCCCAACAAUUUUUCGAUGAAAUCAUUCCUAUUUAUAAGGAGAAGUGGCCAAAAGCCAAGCCACUUCCUGGUGCUAAUCGCCUCAUUUCACAUCUCCAUAAGCAUGGAGUGCGCUUUGCUCUUGCUUCGAACUCCAAGACAGCAGGUGUAGAGGGAAAAAUCUCUUACCAUGAAGGUUGGAAGGAACAGUUUUCAGUAAUUCUAGGAAGUGACCAGGUUAAAUCAGGGAAACCGUCUCCAGAUUUAUUCCUGGAAGCUGCAAAGAGGAUGGUUGUAGAUGCAGCUCAUUGCCUAGUGAUAGAAGACUCCUUGGUUGGUGUCAGAGCAGCAAAUGCUGCUGGAAUGAAGGUGGUGGCCGUUCCUCCACAUAGUGAAGCUGAUUAUGCUUCCUUUGCUGAUUCUGUGCUUCAUUCACUUCUAGAAUUUCAGCCUGAGCUUUGGGAUCUUCCACCAUUUGAAGACUGGGUAGGUAGCACAUUGCCAAUUGAACCCAUUUAUGCAAGCGGUCUAUUUAGCAAUGGGUUUUUCUGUGAAGCUGAAGAUGAUGAACCAUCUGGUUUCCCAGAUCAAGUUUGGGGACUUUAUUUUGGUUGGGCCAAACUCAACACGCAUGAGGUCUUCAAGGUUUUGGUCGGUGUUGGAAGAGGUCAUUGUACCUGCACUGCCAAGAGAAAAAUUAAACCAUGGAUCAUUGAUGAUGGGAAAGACCAUAUAGCUGACCAGCACAUGCAUCUAUCACUGGUUGGCUUCAUCCGAGGAUUGAAUAACAAUGAAACAUUAAUGGAUUUAGAAGUGGUUGAAGAAGAAAAGUCCAUUGCAAGUGCUUCUUUGGACCUGCCUAUGUUUCUCCACCAUACAAGGGCACCGCUCUUUCCAUGAGCUUCUCUUUGUGAGGCCCUCUGCAGCCUCCAUGAAGAAAGAAUGAGGAUGUAAUCUAUUGUAAGCUCAUGAUAGUUCACUUAAAAACAGUUUGGAGUAGAUGUUGUACUACUAUGUAUAUUGAUGAAUUUGCUCUGAAUACUAAUGCCCAAAGCAAUAUUUCGAUGUACA